This is a messenger RNA of Dendronephthya gigantea, 1780 nucleotides long. Its product is annotated as organic cation transporter protein-like. Gene Ontology annotation, biological process: transmembrane transport. NCBI's taxonomy places the organism in Eukaryota, Metazoa, Cnidaria, Anthozoa, Malacalcyonacea, Nephtheidae. Bases 63 to 1661 code for a protein of 532 amino acids. The transcript is spliced from 10 exons. Gene Ontology annotation, cellular component: membrane. The record is from RefSeq and is a predicted model, not a curated record. Gene Ontology annotation, molecular function: transmembrane transporter activity.
CCGUUUGCCAGUUUCAUGUAAACACGUCCAUUGCAUCCCUGCAGGUCUCAAUCAUACCCACCAUGAGUGCAGAUAAUCUUGCAAGAGUUCUGGGUAAUCCUGGUAAAUUUCAGAUGAUCUUGUACAUAAUGUUAUGUUGCAACACAUUCUUUGUUUGUUGGAAUCAUUUGGCCAUGGCAUUUAUGGGUGCAAAAACUAAACACCAUUGUGCAGUGGGGAAUAUCACACAAAUUUAUGAAGUUGUCCCCCUUGUACAAAAAGGUGGUAAGACAUUGUGGGAUGGAUGUAAUCUUUAUGUAAAUGUCAGCACUAAGGAAGAGAAAUCAUGUUCCAAUGGAUGGACGUAUUAUUUAGAGGGAAGAGAACGUACUAUUAUAUCUGAGUGGGAUCUGGUUUGUGAUGAUGCAUAUAAAUCUAGCCUUGCUACAACAAUCUACUUCUGUGGUGUAUUAGUUGGUGGUCUGCUGUUUGGAGCAUUAUCUGAUAAAUUUGGUCGACGACCUGUCUUACUAUUCUGUGUAUAUUCUCCAAUCAUUCUUGGUAUAAUGAUAUCCUUCAUCAGAGAUUAUAUUGCAUUCGUGAUACUGCGUUUUUUCUUGGGUGUUGUUUUACAGGGUCUGCAAGCAGCAUUUUAUAUUAUGAUAAUUGAGUUAUUUGCUUUGAAAUAUCGAAGUAGAGUUGGUACCAUACAAGUCAUUUUCUGGGCAGUUGGUGUGAUGUCUCUAGCUUUGAUUGCUUUUCUUAUUCAAGACUGGAGAUAUAUACAAUUGUUUAUAACUCUGACAACAAUUCUUCAGAUUUCUCUAAUAUGGGUCCUACCAGAGUCUUUUCGAUGGUUGAUAACACAGAAGAAAUUUGAGAAGGCAAAGCAAGUGGUCACAAGAAUUGUUAGCUUCAAUAAAUUGGAGUUUCCUCACCAAGUAUUUAAUGAUGUUGUUGAAAAAAGUACAACAGAAGAAAAAAAAUUUAUUGUUAAAAAAUACACCAUCAUUGAUAUGUUCCGAUAUCGUGUGCUGAGAAAACGUUCAAUCAUUCUGGCUUGGAUAUGGUUUUCCAUCUCUGUUGGUUAUUAUGGUAUAUCACUCAAUAUCUCAAGUUUAGCUGGAAACAAAUACCUCAAUUUCUUCAUCAGCGGGACCGUGGAACUAAUACCAUAUUUUUUAACAGUUUUUAUAACUGAAAGGUUUGGUCGUCGUAAACCUCUCUGUACGUAUCUCAUGAUAGGAGCAAUCAUGAAUAUUACUGCUGGAGUUCUUUCUGAGAAAGCUGCAGACAAUGAUGCACUUCAAGAUUUAACGACAGCUCUCGCGAUUAUUGGUAAAGUCGGAUUUGCUGGAUCGUUCAGUGUCUUGUUCAUUUACACCUCUGAAUUGUUUCCAACUGAGAUAAGAAAUGUAGGCUUAGGAGCUUGUACGUCGUGGACCAGGUUUGGUGCUGUGAUUGCUCCUCAGAUUCUGCUGUUGGGAGAGAAAAGCAGAAAGUCUGUUCCGUUCAUUAUUUUCGGAAGUUUUGGCUUCAUUGCUAGUUUGAGUUCCUUGUUGUUGUUUGAAACUUUGAACAAGGAACUGUCGGAUACGAUUCGCGAGGAAGAGAAAGAUUAUUCCACUGAAGAAAUGAAUUUUCCCGUUGAAGAGACCACGUCUCUUCCAAUAGAUAAAUAAAAGAUUUCUAUUUUAGUUCUUAGUUUGAAUUACGAUGUUGACAAUGGCCUUGUUAGUAACUGCAGAUAGUACCAUACAAUAUGGCUGCUACCAUGCAACAGCGCUGGUAAGUCACCAUU